AUGUACAAUCAAUACGCAUUAUUUAUCUAUGCAGUUACAUCGUCCAGACAUUGCUUAGGAUUUGAUGGUAAAUCUUACAACGUUGGCGAUGUUUGGAAACCCACACCUAACAGCCAGUGUUCGUGCACUGCAGAAUUACUAAUCCAAUGUUCCUCGAGUUUUGUCUUCACAUUGAAGCCUUUAAAACCAACCACUGUGUUCAGAGUCUGUCGAGACAACGAGCAGCGUAUUCGUAAUCCUGGAGAUGAAUGGUUAAACGAUCCAACGACAAAGUGUACCUGUUCUCGAGAUAAAUUCGUCCUAUGUGCCAUUCUAAAGGAGCCAGUUUGUAUGGACAGCAGUGGUAAAAUUAAAAAAUACCAAGAGACGUGGCUCAAGAACGACUGCAUUAAGUGCGCAUGUAUAAAUGGCAGUAUUAACUGCACCAGAUAUGAGGUCAAUGUCACCUAUGGUUUGUUUGAAGUGAAGACUUAUCCAAUAUGCGAGCUCUGUUGGCAUACCUUUGAAAAUGAUUCAUCUGAAGAUUGUAAAGGUGAAGAAAGAAACUAAUGGAAGAAGUAUCGAUCAUUAAUGGCUAAACAUUUUCUAUUAAAGCAUAUAUGCUAUUUUUCCUGUAAAUUUUUCAUUCCAUUAGGGAUGUCAUAUGAUUAACUGAAUGCUGAGUACAGUAUUACUGUAGCCAUUAAAAAUACGCUACUGUCUUUUGACUGCACAUGUAAAAAAAUGAAGCCGAACUCUGUUUCGCGGUAAAACGUGUAGAAGCUCUUCUCGAAGUCUUAGAAACAAAGAAAUUUUAAAAAUAAGUUGUAAUUUUGCAAAUAUUUUAAACAGAAUACCUACAGCGCUUAAGUAAAAUUUCAAAUGAUAUAACUAGGAGGGAUCCUUUAAUUUAUCUGAAAGGUCCCUAAUUUGAACUACGUAGAAAGCGUUAAUACCGUCCUUUAUGUUUUGACAACUCCCUUCCUUUAACAAGUCCUUAUUUCCAAUUUUUUCCUAAAGCUUUUUUGGGAACUGCCAGUCAACAAAUGCGAAGACCAGCGAUGUUUAAAUGCUUCACCGUAGAUCAUUUUAUCUGGGACAGUCACAGGUGCAACGGAAUCUUUGAAUGUCCGGACGGAUCUGACGAAACAGGCUGCGAAGAUAGUAAGACAUUCUAA
Messenger RNA from Porites lobata, 1157 nucleotides. Lineage: Eukaryota; Metazoa; Cnidaria; Anthozoa; Scleractinia; Poritidae. The record is from the annotation of a GenBank genome assembly.